Toxotes jaculatrix (banded archerfish) is the source of this 1111-nucleotide messenger RNA. It is a transcript of the gene fgfbp2b, whose product is annotated as fibroblast growth factor binding protein 2b. The record is from RefSeq and is a predicted model, not a curated record. Gene Ontology annotation, molecular function: growth factor binding. Gene Ontology annotation, biological process: cell-cell signaling. Bases 68 to 808 code for a protein of 246 amino acids. The transcript has 2 exons. Lineage: Eukaryota; Metazoa; Chordata; Actinopteri; Toxotidae.
UGCGGACACAUAUAUUCACAUCAUCCCAUACCCACGUCCGUCCAUCACCGACACACCUAACACCACCAUGAGAGCCAGGAUGAGAGUGUUGCUGCUGUUUCUGGCAGCAGCUGUUUGUGCUUCAAAUGCUCAGACCAACAACAGCGGCAACGACAACAAGCAGCAGCAGCAACAGCAACAGCGAAGCAUUUGGGAUGACCCCAUAAGAUUCUCCACCAAAACCAAGGACACCUGCACCAUGGUGGUGUCUGGAGCUGGGGACUAUACUCGCCUGCGUGUCUCCUGCAAAGGUCCUAGCCAGGGCCAGACCCCAGGACGCUCCUACUACUGUGACUUCCAGGGAAAACCCAACCUGUGCCGUGCCUACAACCUCAACCCUCGCCACUACUUCACCCAGAUGAUGUGGGAGUUGAGGAAGCUGAGCCACGCCUGUCAAGGACCCAAAAUCUACCGCCCACAUAUGUGCAAGAAAUAUCCCGAUGAGGCACAGAUGACCUUCCUGUCUGCCUGGCCCAAGACCACCACCCCUAAGCCCUCCAAGCCUGUGCUGGAACAGCGCAAACCUGUGGUGCCAGCCCAGACCAAGCCCGUCACUACUCCUAAACCGGUCAAGCCCCAGCCUCAUCAGCCUGUAAAGCCCCAGCCAGGCAAGGGCCCCCAGACCAGGAAAACCACCCCCAAGCCUGGGAAGACCACUACUCGUCCCACAGAGCAGCCCGAGUCCAGAGCCUCACGCCUCGCCUCUGAGUACUGCUGGAAGAGCUUCCAUGGCAUCUGCAGCUACGUCAUUAGCUGGUUCAAAAACUGAGACGAUACUGCAGACACAGGUUUGAAACACCAGUGAUGGACCCAGUCAGAACUCUUCUCAUCUACCUUUGACCUCUCCAGGACAUGCGUGGGAGCCUCUGGAGUAACGUCAUCCCUUUGUGAGGUCUGACUCCCGACACUGCAGCAUCUGAUGGGCUGAGCCUGUGUACGGUUAGCAGAUGACUGCUUGCACUGUCAUGUAGUGUACAUGUCGUUUUUAAAUCUGUAAAACACACACAGCAAGGCAAAGGGAAAAUAUGGCAGGCAUGUUUUUUUCUGUUUGUAUAUGAUGUAAAAUUCCCUC